Messenger RNA from Sander lucioperca (pikeperch), 9126 nucleotides. RefSeq names its product rho guanine nucleotide exchange factor 17. Gene Ontology annotation, biological process: actin cytoskeleton organization. The record is from RefSeq and is a predicted model, not a curated record. The coding region runs from base 489 to 8729 and encodes 2746 amino acids. Gene Ontology annotation, molecular function: guanyl-nucleotide exchange factor activity; protein binding. Lineage: Eukaryota; Metazoa; Chordata; Actinopteri; Perciformes; Percidae. The transcript is spliced from 24 exons.
AAUAUAAGUCACGGAAAACCAAAUCAUGCCAAAAAUAAGGAAUCCACAAACAGUUCGGGAAAUUAGCAGUGGAUGAUGCGUUGGGCCCGUGCAGGCGUGCUAACCUGGCGAUGGGUUUAGAAGUAGUAAGGGAUUAACAAUGGAAAAGUUGUGUUUGUGAACAGGUUGGGAAAGUUUUGGCCAAAAAAAAAAGUUGCAGCGCUUUUCCUCCUUGCACGGAUGCGGUUUCGGGAAUCGACAACAUGUAAGUUUUGAUAGAAGAGCAGCACUCACCUACGUACUCACUGAAAGGUUUAUUACUUGAUUAACCUCGUUACAGUGCAGUUUGAAACUUUGCCAACAAUUGCGUUUUUAAAAGAGUUAGUCUUCUGAGGGGGGGGAGGGGGGGAGGGGGGAAUGGACUACAACUCCAAAAGAUUGAUUGGACCUGUAUGCUAAUAUCCGUGGAUUUAAAAUGUGUGUGUGAAAUCUAACAAAAGACAUGAACAAUGGCAGAAAGAGAGAGGAAGAAUGCGGCUGUGUAUCGUAGCGUCUCUUUUAAAAAGUUGGGGUCCUGGAGCGCCAACAGGAGUGAAUACCAACAACACAAACCAGAGGAUUUGGAGGCAGCUGGCGUCGCCCUCCCCCCGGAGCCCAGCAAAGAACAGCCCUUUGCGACGCGUAAUGUCAGUGUGUCAAGAAAAGUUUCCAAAAUCUCUGCCACUACUACCACUGCGGGCCUCCCGACCGCAGAUCCAAAGAGAGCCUCCUCCACUCCUCUCUCCUCUAUUUCUCCAUCCAUCCGACAGCUCACUGAGAAGUUUAGCAGCAGCGCCAGCGGCUCUGCCGGGACGCACAGAGUCUCACCGGGAGACGGCACAGCAGUGACGCGGGGGAGCAACACUCUUCCUCGGGCCAAGGGCUCCAGGAGAGACGGGUGUCCGUCUCGUAAAUCUUCUCACGAGGACAGUGGUGGUGGAUAUUUCCAGGAUAGUGAUACAACGACGGCAGAGUCACCGACAGACAAAGUGCAAAAGUUUUACUCUGACACAGACUCCGUGUCAGGCUCUGAAUCAGAGAAGAAAAGUAAGCAGCGGAUUUUUACGCGUUUAUCAACCGACAGCAACUCUGGUAAGAGAGAUUAUUCACAAAUCAAUGCAUGUCACCCUGAUCCCAGAAAGACUUUGACUACAGAUGAGGAAGAGGAUGUUACUAAUAGAGGGGCUCCCCCACCUUGUAAAUCUCACAGAAGUUAUCUCUCUACACACCACAGUGACUUUAUUCCCCUGCACUCUGAAAAGUGGCCCAGUGUCACAAAAAUUAGACAACUUUUUGAUGAGAUACAAGGCCAAGCUACACAGCAGCACAAGACUGACUCUUAUGAGAAUUUAAAAGCAGCCGUCAGAGGACAUCUACACGAGUUCAGCCCCAGUAAAAGUGCUCCUCUUUCGGAUAGAAGUGACAAGGUCUCGCCUUGCAGCUCUGCUAAUGAAGCCAGUAGCCUGUCUUUGCAUGGCAAAUGCAUUGUUGGAGCACAAAGGAAAGAAAGCACUGCUUGUUACGGUAUGGACUGUUAUUCCAAAACUGACCAGCAGCAGUACUCAAAUGAUGAGGAGGCAGACUUAGAAUCACAAAGUUCUAAUAACAAACACGUUUCUGGCAGAAACCCUUUUCAAAGCAGCGGCAGUAGCAGUCUCAGUUGCACUGGGGGUAGUCACUACCAGAGGAUUGACCCAUCACCCUUCAGAUCUCAUAGUCCCAGCACUGAGGCAGAGGCUGCCCACAAGACCCUUAGGACAACAGGGUUGACAUCUGACCCCAGCCCUGACCUUCAACCCCCUGCUACUUCGUCUUGGAGUCGAUCGGAGAGCUUGGACACGUCCUCCUGCUCCUCCUCUCUUCAGCGGCCGACAGUGAGGGAGAGAAGGGAUAGACAGGGGGUCGGGCUGCCCAGGGAUAGUUUACAUUCCUCACAUAGCUCCUCCAGAGCGCCAGCCCCCACCUCCUCCCUCUCCUCUGCUCCAGCUCCAGAUAAAGCCAUUACCUCCUCCUCCUCGACUGUAGCUCCCUCCACCGAGCUAAGAACCCUAGCAAGAGUUGCCUCUCCCCUAAGCUACCACUGGAGGUUUAGCUCUGGAGACGAAGAGGAGGUGCACACCAGGAGAAGAAGAGGAGGUGGAGGAGGCAGUUGGAUUGUUCCUUCUUGCCCAGCUCCUUCCAUCUCCUAUAGAGCAGGAGAAAGGGGCGCCACUGAGCGAGGAGGUAGCUAUUUAUCCCACAGUAAAAAUGGCUGGUGGGGUGCUAAAAGCAUUGGCAGGUCUUCAGGCAGUGAGGAGGACAGCCCUGGUUCUUUAGGUCUGCACAGUCGAGAGGCAGUGCGCCGCCGCUCGCUGAGAAAGAAGAAGAAAGUCAGUGGAGCUGCUCUUGGAACAGGCCAUGAUGAUUAUGAUGAUUAUGAUGAUCAUGAUGGCGAAUCAGAAGACAGUGACAGUGACACGGCCUUGACAAUGGAGCACUUAGAGAGGCACCCCCAGCAAAACACAGGAGGAGAAUUUCCAGGAACAGUAUCUCGGAGCCACUUGGCAAGAGCACCCAGCAGUCACGGUAACAGAGCCAGGGUGCAGCAAUGGGAGCGCAUCUCCUCACCUGUGACAUCCACAACACUUACUGGUGUAUCACGAGUGUCAAAGAUCAAUAUCCCCCCAUUUGUUUCCAGUCCUGGUGGUUCACAUUGCAGCAGUCGGUACUCCAGCACUGAGACGCUUAAGGAGGAGGACCAGGCUGGCUGCGCCAACCGUGCAGCAAAUGUGUUAUAUAACACAAGCGGAGCAGGAGGCAACACUAGCAGAACUGCAUCCUCGUCCAUGCUGAGUAAAACUUACCAUGGGAAUUUUACCAUGUACCGCUCCCCAAGUUUUGGCCAUGGGGAUAACUUCUCCCAUACCCCUGUAUGGGUGCGCCCCAAGAUUGUGCCUACAGUCACCCCCUUAUCUAGUGUACUUGCCAGAGAAGGCAGGGUAUCUGCAGGAGUUGAGGGUGGUGAGACCGCGGCAUUAAGGAGGACCACAGGUGGGGAUGGGGUGGAUGAUAAAGAUAAAAAACAAAUAUCCAUGUCCAACCCUGAUAUCACCUCAGAAACUAUGUCCCUCUUAAGCUUUCUUAAAUCUGACCUCUCAGAGCUUAAGGUGCGGAAAACUAAUGGAGACAAAUCCGGGGUCAUGGAGGGGACACCGGUGUACAGGAUGGGCUCACGGGCUCAUGGCAGUACCCUGCUACCUUCUGGUCGUCGGCCGUCACUGAAAGACCUGACUGCCACCCUGCGGCGUGCAAAAUCCUUCACUUAUUCAGACAAACCCACAACAGCAGUGAGGUGUUACUUGACAGGUGGCGCCACGAAGAGGAGCUCCUCUGAGCAGCAGCUUGACUUGGAUGGAGAGGGAGAUAGAGGGAGAGUGUCGGUGUCAGAUAGGGAAGUAGAAAGUGAUGGGGGUGAUUUGAGGGUUAGGAGAGGACAAAGAAUGAGGGAUUAUGGAUUUGAUGAUGAGGAUGAGGAAGGGAUGCCAACUCCAUUGCAGGAGAGGUAUGUGCAGGAAGCCAGGCAGGUCAUUCGAGAUAUCUGCCAGAUGAGUACUAGAGAAGAUGAUGACGUAGAUGUAAGGAGAACUGAUAAUGAUUUGGAGGAUGAAUGUUUCCAGCUCAAUAAAACAAAUGAGGAGAAGGAGAAAGCAGGAGUGAGCAUUCAGUAUCAGGCAAGGACAGAUCAAGAGGCUGAGUUUAAGAACACAAAAGACAGGGAUAAACAUGAGAGGGAGAGAGAGAACGGGGAGAGGGAGAGGAGCGAGAGGGAUGGACAAAGUAUGCAGUUGGAGAAGCUAAACAGCAGGGGCACAGAGUACAAGGAGAAGGCAAAGAGACAGAGCAGAGAGACGGAGAGAGCUUUACUGAAGGGCGAAUCGGAGGAAAGCAUGUUCUACGACCGCUCUGUGGAUGAACUUUCUGGCCAUGAGUCUAGUUUAACAGAUGAAGGGAUUGUAACCGAGCCAGAGACAAGCCCCAGUGACCCCUCUGAGAGGUCAUUCCUGGGUUCAGCAGGGGUUAAUUUGGGUUCACAAAUUGCUAGGGAUGUGCUAGGGCAGCCUGUCACCGUAUGGAAUCAAUCGGCUCUCCAUGAGGCGGAGGGGUUUAAGAAGGAGAGAGAAGAGAUGACGGAGAACAGCCUGAAUUGUACAAAUCGUCUGAAUGAAGUCGGCGUACCUCCCUCCUUGCCUCGUCAUGCCCGUAUGGCUGAGAGUGACAGUAUUAUCAUGGAGCUGAGCAGCACUGCUGGUAUCAACAAUGUCAACACUAGCAGUGAAGAGAUCAACACCAACAGCGCUGUGUUGCUCAGGUCAGCAGGCACCGCAGGAGGAGGAAGACUUGAAGCCCCUGUGACACCAAGUUCUGUCCGUCGAAGGCGCAAGUUCUCCCCUUCUGGUAAUAACAACACAGGCUCCGACCCCAGUAAUGGCAGUAAUGCAGAGUCAGCAAUAGCAGCUGCUGGAAAUGGGGAGACCACAGUCUACCGCUCUCUCAGUGACCCCAUGCCUCAGCGGCGCUGUUCUGUGGCAGAAGAAGGGAAUAACAAUUUUUCCUCUGUAGACAGCAACCUGUUAGGAUCCCUAUCUGUCAAAGGAGGAGGAGGUGCUCCAGAGACCUCUGAUGUGGCCAUCCUGUCAGAAUACAAGGGCAGUGUGGCCAGUGACUUGUCAGUUUGCAGUGAUGGCGGGCUCCGGGAUGAUGCUGUCCGUGACUACAGUGGGGUUAUCAGGAGCAUCGUAGCUGAGCCAGGUGCAAUGGACAGACUGAUGACAGAUGACCAUGGCAAUGGCAAAGCUCCCAAGAAGAAGUCAUUCAGUGACCCCAGUCGCCGUAGCGAUGCCCCUUUUCUUUCCCAGAAUGACCCUGAAUUCAAAGGUCAGAUUGGCAGUACUCAUCCAAUCAGUGAGCUCGAUCAACCUGGUCCGAUUCCACCUUCCAGCAGUGAGCCGAUCUUAAACGAGCAGAGGGAGGAACUGUGGGAGCCAGAAGUGAAGCCUAAACACUCAUUGCCGACACAGUCAAACAUAAAAAAAGUCAAGAAAGCUCGUUCCCAGUCAGAAUGCACAACCCACUCUGAUAACCAUGAUGCUGAAGAUGAUGAUUUAAUAGACCAAAGUGGAGAAGAGACAGAGCUGCAGAAGUUUAACUUUAAGCUGGCUGAGGUUCUGUCCCCUAGACUGAUCCGUCGGUCAACCAGAAAGCGUCCAAACAGGCUGGCUCAGUUUUUCCCUCAUGAGGACCCAUUUGAGCCCCCAGAACUGGGUUCAGAGGAGCAGGAGGAUCACAGCAUCCAAACCAACAUCACCCCUCCCCUUCCCCCACUGCAAUCCAAACCCAAAACCAGACCCAAGCACGUCCGCCAUGCAAGCGAACCCGCCACCUUUAUCCCCAUCUCCCCACCUCCCCAACUCCAGCCACUGAAGGAAGUGGACUGCCUUGCUGUCCGACCCACUGCAGAGCCUUCAACCUCAAGUAAGCCCCCAGGAGACGAGGCUCCAUCUCUGGAGCAUGUGACCCAGAAGUAUAUUUUGGAACUGAGUACUGCUGAGGGCCCAGGGCCUCUACCAGUGGCCAGGGAUGAAGCAGAAGGUUCAGUGUCGGCAUGCGAGGGGCCCAGCGAGACCAGCACCAGUGGAAUUACAGAAGUUGGACCAGAGAAGAAGAGCACAGAGGACACUGCAUCCACAGCUACUCCACAGAGGACCAAGCCCAAAGUGGACAUGAGGAAACAUGUGAUGAUGACCCUCUUGGACACAGAGCAGUCAUAUGUGGAGUCACUACGCAGUCUCAUUCAGGGCUACAUGCGUCCUCUCAAACAGCAGGACAGCAGCUCCAUAGUGGACCCUCUGCUGGUGGACGAGAUGUUUUACCAGAUCCCGGAGAUCCUGGAGCACCACGAGCACUUCCUCGAGCAAGUCGCUGGCUGCGUCAGCCAAUGGCACGAUAGGCAGACCGUCGGAAACAUCCUUAUUCAAUCCUUCUCCAAAGAGACUCUAGCCAAUAUGUAUUCAGCGUACAUCGACAACUUUCUCAACGCCAGAGAUGCUGUGAGGAUUGCCAAGGAGGCCAAACCAGCGUUUCACAAGUUCCUGGAGCAAAACAUGCGUGAGAACAAGGAGAAACAGGCUCUGGGUGAUCUGAUGAUUAAACCAGUCCAGAGGAUUCCUCGAUAUGAGCUGCUCGUCAAGGACCUGCUCAAGCACACCGCAGAGGAUCACCCAGACCACCCAUACUUACUGGACGCCCAGAGGGACAUCAAGCGACUGGCUGAGAAGAUCAAUAAGGGCCGUCGCUCCGCUGAAGAGGCAGAGAGGGAGGCCAGGGUCAUCCAGGAGAUCGAGGCGCACAUAGAGGGAGUUGAACAUAUUCUGAACCCGCAGAGGAAGUUCUUGAGACAGGAAAUGGUCAUGGAGGCGAAGACAGUUGGUGGGAAGAAAGACCGUUCUCUCUUCCUCUUCAGUGAUCUGAUCAUCUGCACCACUCUCAAGAGGAAGUCUGGCUCGCUAAGACGCAGCUCCAUGAGCCUAUACUCUGCUGCGAGUGUGAUUGAUACUUCCAGUAAAUACAAGUUCCUGUGGAAGCUUCCCCUGGAGGACGUGGAGGUGGUGAAAAGCCCCACUCAGGCAACAAACAAGGAGACCAUCCAGAAGAUGAUAAGUCGAUUAGACGAGGAUCUCAGCACUCUGGGUCAGAUCAGCAAACUGUCUGAGACCCUCAGCUUCCCACACCAGUCCCUCGACGAAGUGAUAAAGGAUCUGAUGGCGUCAGUGCACAGGGAGCUAUCAGAGAAGCAGUCUCUGGCCUUCAGCAUGACCUUCCUGCCCACAAAGCUGGAGUUCACCACGGCCUCCGCUGAGAGCAACUUCAUCUUCGAGUUCACCUCGCCUGACACUCGGUCCAACUUUGAACAGGCCUUUGAAGAUGCCAAGAAGAAGCUAGCAAUGAAUAAGGACCAGUGGGACCCAGAGUUCCUGAAGGCCAUUCCUAUUAUGAAGACACGUAGUGGAAUGCAGUUUUCGUGUGCCUCUCCUAGCCACAGCAGUCCUGACAGUGGCUGUGAGGUGUGGGUGUGUAACAGCGAUGGAUACGUGGGACAGGUGUGUCUGUUGAACAUCAAAGAUGAGCCAACAGUUGAGGCCUGUAUCGCUGUCUGCUCAGCAAGAAUCAUAUGUAUUGCUGCAGUACCAGGACUCAAGGGAAGGGAGCGUGGAUCAGAGCCCAGGCUGGCCACUGCCUCCGGAGCACCUGGUCCCACCCAGCAGCAGCUCCAUAUAUCUAUCUCUCAUUCAUCUCUGGAGCUGACGGAGCGACCUACAGGACCAGGGGCAGAGCUUGUUCCUUUUGACAGUGAUGACACGGAUGACGAGGAUUCACCCAGCCCUUCCUCCACUCUACAGAGUCAGGCCAGUCACUCCACCAUAUCAUCCAGCUAUGGCAAUGAUGAGGGCACAGGCUCAAAGGACAUGGCUACAGAGACCACCAGCAGUGAGGAGGAGCAGGAGUUCCCAGUGGCGAGCUCCUAUGGAGCUCCGGGAAUAUUGGGGGUUGGCGGCGGAAGUCGCGCCCACACAGAGAGCCCUAUGGACGGCCGCGCCAUGCGCCGCUCCUCACGGGGCUCGUUCACCAGGGCGAGCCUGGAGGACCUGCUCAGCAUCGACCCGGAGGCCUACCAGAGCUCUGUGUGGCUGGGCACAGAGGAUGGAUGCAUCCAUGUGUACCAGUCCUCGGACAACAUCCGUAACCGUAAGAACAGCAUGAAGAUGCAACACUCAGCCUCCAUCCUCUGUGUACUGUAUUUGGACAACAAAGUGUUUGUCUCCUUGGCCAAUGGAGAGGUGAUCGUCUAUCAGAGAGAAGCAGGUAGUUUCUGGGACUCUCAGUCUUCUCAGACAUUGGUUCUGGGUACACCCAGUAGCCCUGUCACCAAAAUGGUUCCUGUAGGAGGAAAGCUCUGGUGUGGCUCACAGAACAGAGUCCUUAUUAUCAACACAACUACACUGGUACAAGAGCACUGGUUCCAGGUGGGCACAGACAGCAGUCGGUGCGUGACUUGCAUGGUGGCGUACGGUCAGGGUGUGUGGUUGGCGUUGCAGGGCAGUGCGCAGGUCAAACUGUACCACGCUCAGACCUUGGAGAGCCUGACAGAGGUGGACGUGGCACCUGCUGUGCAUAAGAUGCUUGCAGGUGCAGAUGCCAUCAUCAGACAGCAUAAAGCUGCCUGUCUGAGAAUCACAGCAUUGCUGGCAUGUAAAGAUCUGCUCUGGAUCGGCACCAGUGCAGGGGUGGUCCUUACACUGGUGAUCCCAGCGGUGAGCUCUGGAACUGGGGCUGGGACACUGAAAUCUCCCCAGGUGCCAAUGGGCUCGGCUCACGGACACACAGGCCAUGUUCGCUUUCUGACAUCAAUCGAACUACCGGAAGGGUUUGACAUGAACUUCCCUCCUAUGGCAACUGACUCAACAGGCAACCAAUCCCAAAGCGGCAGCACAGUUGAUGGGAACCUCCAAAGGCGUGACUCUUCGCGUCGCCGAGCUUCUGCCCUCAUCCCUUCAAAAACCAACCACCUAGUAAUUUCCGGUGGCGACGGCUAUGAGGACUUCAGACUGACCAAUAGCAGUGAAACAGUCGGACGGGAUGACAGUACCAACCACCUUUUGCUUUGGAAGGUCUGAGACAAUCGACCCCGAUUUAAACAACCCGCCCCAACCUCCCUUUAUCUGAGAACUGCGCACAAUUUCCUGUCCUUUUCCCCACCGGACUCCUCACUUUUUGGUGUUGUUGGUCUUCUGCUCAGUCCACCAGUCUCUAUGUGCACAAUAUGGCUGUCAACUCCCUCCUGGCCUUACUAAUGAAUAUGAUCACUUCAAAGCCAGUUUUCUUGUGUUAAUGUUUCUGAUGGUGUGCAUUGUUCCUCACUGAGUGGUAUCUGUGUGUGUGUGUGUGUGUGUGUGUAUUUGUUUGCGAAUAAUGUCUAGAAGAGUGUCUUUAAACUCAAGUCGUUACUGAAUGAGACAGAAGAAGAUGGAGAAGGGGAGAAUGAAACGUUCACACAUGGAUGUACGUUUAGAC